GAAGAACAGGGCAGUCCUAUAAGAGCAGGCGACUGAGGGGGGCUGAGCUUGAAAACAAUGCUGAGUGCCUGAAGACAAGAAGCACUCUGCAACUUGCACGACUGGCUGGCUGCCUAUCUACUACACAAUUACGCUUCUGCACUUUUAUCAAGCAAAUCUGGAUCAAUCCUGAAUGAAGUGAAAUCCUUGAUCUUACACAUUUGAGACAGGCCUGAAAGCAACUGUGAUUCUCAUCUACAACACAAUUAGAUCAUGACAUUUUACCUGAUCAUUUGAAUGACAUUGGAGUCUCUGGUACUGUACUGAAGUGGUUCCAUAUUUACCUCAGAGUUCGAAAGGAGUUUGCUGCUAUUGGGAAGCAUAAGUCAAAAACUAGCUUUGUUUUUUCUGGAUUUCUGCAGAGAAGGAACCACUUUCUCAAUCAUUCUGGCUAGAACUGGAGAGUAUCUUAAUGUCAUUAUUCAGGAGUAAGAUUGGUCUGUAUGAUGCAGAUUGUGGUGACUAAAGCUGUUCUUGCUGUCAUGCCCAGGAAAGAUAUGUAUCUAUAAACCAACAGUUGUUGGUAUCCUGCAAAUCAAGAAAAUGGAGAAUUCAUCUUCGGGAACAGGGAGCAUUUCAAUAAACUGCACCAAGUCUGGACGACAUAGUUAUAUUUUUAUCAUGAUUCCAGUUGUUUAUAGUUUUAUAUUUAUUGUGGGAUUUUUGGGUAAUAUCAUGGUUGUCCUUAUGAUCUAUAAAAUCAUGAAGUUAAAAACAGUGGCGAAUGUUUUUAUGCUGAACUUGGCACUAGCUGACCUGUCAUUCCUGAUCACAUUACCCUUGUGGGCAACUUACACAGCAAUGGGCUACAGGUGGCUAUUUGGUAGUAUCCUGUGCAAACUGACCUCAGGUCUCAUCACCUUCAAUUUGUAUGCAACAAUAUUUCUUCUUUCAGGUCUGAGCAUAGACCGCUAUCUUGCUAUAGUGAGACCCAUGCAGUCACGACCUAGACGUACUGUACUGUAUGCAAGAAUUACUUGCAUUCUCAUAUGGAUCUCUGCUUUUUUCUUAAGCUUGCACAUUAUGUGCUAUCGGGAUGCCAUACUGAUACAAAAUCUCAACAUAACAGUGUGUGGUUUAUAUGACUCAAGCAAACUCAAAGAAAUUGCAUUAGUGAAUGGCUUACUCAAAAGUAUUUUGGGAUUUUUCAUUCCCUUGAUAAUAAUGAUUACAUGCUACUGUCUGAUUGGCAAGGCACUGGUGAAAGCAUAUCAAAUUCAAAAGAGCAAAUACCAAAGUGAUGAAGUCCUGAAGAUGCUGGUUGCCAUUGUAGCAGCUUUUUUCAUCUGCUGGGUGCCCCAUCACAUCUUUAACUUUAUGGAUGUGCUUGUCCAUUCAAAAGUAAUACAGAAUUGCCAUAUAGAAGAUAUAAUUGACACAGCCAUGCCUUUCACCAUCUGCUUAGCUUUCCUCAAUAGCUGUCUGAAUCCUAUAUUAUAUGGGUUUGUGGGGAGAAAUUUUCGGAACAAUAUGAAAAGGCUGCUAAAAUGUAUGCCACCCCUAGCAAAAUCGCAUUCAAGCCUUUCCACAAAGAUCAGCUCCCUCUCUUACCGUGGAUCUGAAAGCUUUCACUUAACAGCAAGCAAGCAGACUACACCUAUUGGUACCUAUUGAAUGAUCCAAUAUGCAAAAGCAUCAAUCUAAAAAAAGAGAAGGAAGGGCAUCAGGUGACCAUUACGUUAAAUCACCUUGUAUUAAUGCAUGCUGGUAAAGACAGUUACUGUGUAUUAAGAGCCCACACAAAAUGUCAAAAGGAACUUUUCGUUAUUUAACUGGAAGUAUGAUUUUCACGGCAGGGACCAUAUUAAAUUACUGCAUAGGUACAGUGAAGGCUUUUUUUUUUAGCAGAAAUGCAAAUUUAUAUAAGAUCAAUCAUCUUAAUUCACUUCCCAAAGGUCAGAAACUGCACUAGUGAAUUUUUAUCUGGAAACUUUAGUGUGCUCUGUUCAAAUGCCCAACAUCUCAGAAGAGCACACACUCCUUAGACUACAAGAUCUCUGGGCACAUUUCCAGUUUAAACUGUACCUCUUUAUCUUUUCAGCUUUGCUCUUUUCAGUUUAACAUACUGGGUUUGGUAAGAGAAGAUAUUUUUACCCAUUUCUAUACAAACUUAUGUGGCAUAAAACUUCUGCCACAAAGCAAUGUAACCUUUUUAUUUAGUUUGGCCACUUUAUAUAAUUUCUAAAUCUUUAUGGGAUGUUUUAAUGUAAAUCUAAUUCUACUUAUGCCAAUGCAUAUACUCCUAAAAUAAACCUGGGUGAUGAUAAUGGUUUCACAUAAAAUAUACAGUAUAUAUUUAUUGCACUGGUAUUUUUUUUAUUAAUAUUACUUUUAAUAACAUUUACCUAUGUGAAAGAACUAAAAUAAACAGUAUAUGGUAAUACCAUUUAUAUCUUAAAUUAUGUGAAAUUGUUUCCAUUGGUUUACUAUGGUCCUGAAUUUUAAACCAAAAGGUUGACAGUUUAAUACUCACCUGUGACUUACUGUGACCCUGAAAAAGUCACUUACCCUGCCUGUGCUCCAAAUGUAAACAUUUUCUGGUAACAGUUGUAUACUAAUAUUGUAGGGUGUCUUGAACAAAAGUGUCAGCCAGAUAAACAAUAACAAGAGACACUAAAUAGUUUUUCUUCAAUAACUAAGCAUUCUCUGCAAAGCUGAUGGCUAAAGAGCCAGUAUCAUUUCUAACCAUAAUGGAUGAAUAACUAGGUCUCCCUGUCCACUACAGAUGAAGCAAAUUUGUACAUUUUGUAAAUAUGCAUGUAUUGAAAAUGCCACUAGUAUCCCCAACGGAAAGUAGUUUCUCUCUUGAAAAUAAUAUUUUUGCUGCAAUACAGUGCAUCCGGAAAGUAUUCACAGUGCAUCACUUGUUCCACAU
Messenger RNA from Polypterus senegalus (gray bichir), 2914 nucleotides. RefSeq names its product angiotensin II receptor, type 1a (gene agtr1a). Gene Ontology annotation, cellular component: membrane. Gene Ontology annotation, molecular function: angiotensin type II receptor activity. The transcript has 5 exons. Lineage: Eukaryota; Metazoa; Chordata; Cladistia; Polypteriformes; Polypteridae. Gene Ontology annotation, biological process: immune response; G protein-coupled receptor signaling pathway; regulation of vasoconstriction. The record is from RefSeq and is a predicted model, not a curated record. The coding region runs from base 583 to 1653 and encodes 356 amino acids.